Molecule: messenger RNA, 789 nt
Organism: Athene cunicularia (burrowing owl)
Lineage: Eukaryota; Metazoa; Chordata; Aves; Strigiformes; Strigidae
Gene: ABHD12B
Product: abhydrolase domain containing 12B
Exons: 9
Coding region: 1-789 (262 amino acids)
Biological process (GO): phosphatidylserine catabolic process; monoacylglycerol catabolic process
Cellular component (GO): endoplasmic reticulum membrane
Molecular function (GO): monoacylglycerol lipase activity; phosphatidylcholine lysophospholipase A1 activity
Source: RefSeq, a predicted model, not a curated record
AUGGCUCGGUCGGACCCAGCGCCACGGCUGGACUCGGGGGCUUGGCACAAAAACGGGGUCAGUGGCCGUGGGCGCCUGCGCAGGCGGGGCUGGCUGGCUUGGCGGCCCUGGCUGCGCACCCUCCUCGUGCACCUGCUCCUCAUCUACAUCUCUGUGCCCUUCCUCAUCCGCCUCUUCCCAGUCCUGCUCACCAAAUUUGUCUUCCUGAACUUCUUGGCCUUCCCCUUCUUUGUGGACCUUCGGCGGCCAGAGCUGCUGCUGAACAACACCGUCAGCCUGUACCUCGCCACCGAACCGGGCGUCACAGUCGGCAUCUGGCACACGGUGCCGGGCAGCAGAGGGGCCGAGGCGCAGGGCAAGGACCAGCGCUGGUACGAGGAGGCGCUUGCUGACGCUCACCCCGUGAUCAUCUACCUGCACGGCAACGGGGGGACCAGGGGUGCGAGCCACCGCGUCCAGUUCUUGAAGACGAUGGGGGCUGCUGACUUCCACAUCCUGGCUCUCGAUUACAGAGGCUACGGGGACUCCAGCGGGCACCCCACGGAGAGUGGCUUCACCACGGACGUCCUGGCACUCUACGACUGGGCCAAAGCGCGGAGUGGGAACAGCAGCAUCCUCUUCUGGGGACACUCCUUGGGGACGGGGAUUGCCACGAAUGCGGCAAGGAAAUUGCAGGAGGAGAGAGGUAAGGGCCGCCCCUCGAUUCCUGGGUUCAGUUUUGGGCCCCUCACCCCAAAAAGGCCAUUGAAUGACUCGAGCGUGGCCAGAGAAGGUCUUGCUGCCGGAUGA